AUUUUUCUCUUUAAACACCACCAACUCUCUCUCAUAGCCCCAACCCAACCCAACCCAACCCAACCCAAAGAUUACUUACACUCUCCUCCUCCAUGGCCAAGAAGAUGAUGUUGAAGGUUGUAAUUCUCGUUUCUCUUCUCAUUCUCCGACUCGCUGAUUCUCAAGAAACGGUGACCACACCUCCUGUUGAAAGCCCUCAUCCUCCUCCUGUUGAAAGCCCUCAUCCUCCUCCAAAAAUAGAGUGUGAUGGAGAAUGUAAUCGAAGGUGCGAAUUAUCGUCAAGGCCGAAUUUAUGCAAGAGGGCAUGCGGGACGUGCUGCGAGAGAUGCAAUUGCGUUCCACCAGGCACUUCUGGUCACUAUGAAACCUGCCCUUGUUACGCCAAUAUGACCACCCACAGGGGCCUACACAAAUGCCCUUAAUUAAAUCUUAAGACACCCACAGGGGCCAGCAAGCAACACACAUUUCUUGUUCUUGAUAUAUGUUUAUGUUUUGGAUCAUGGUGAUUUAUAAAAUAAUAUAAGCUUGAUUCUAGUUGGAUCAACAAGAAGUAGAUUUUAUUUUAUUUUAGUAAAUUUAUUUAUCUGAGUUAUGAAAAGUCCAGUAACAGUAUUGGGCUUUCUUAAUGCAAGGCCCACGGGCCCAUUCCUAGGAUAACGAGUUGGGCCGUGUGUUUUCAAGAAGAGAUUGUAAGGCCCAAUAGUCCAGUUUAGUACUGUAUAUUGUAUUGGAACUGCAAGAUCCAACAUAUUUACCAGUGCAAGUUAAUGCGCACACGACAUACAUGCAAGGCAUGACUGAAAACCUGUCAGUCUGUCAACCAUGAAAUGACACCGUUUCACUCUGUUUUGGUAAUUUCACUGGAAAUAACAACGA
This is a messenger RNA of Prunus persica (peach), 876 nucleotides long. Its product is annotated as gibberellin-regulated protein 11. The coding region runs from base 93 to 422 and encodes 109 amino acids. Lineage: Eukaryota; Viridiplantae; Streptophyta; Magnoliopsida; Rosales; Rosaceae. The transcript has 3 exons. The record is from RefSeq and is a predicted model, not a curated record.